Aedes albopictus (Asian tiger mosquito) is the source of this 3774-nucleotide messenger RNA. RefSeq lists its product as uncharacterized. The record is from RefSeq and is a predicted model, not a curated record. Gene Ontology annotation, molecular function: nucleic acid binding. The transcript has a single exon. Lineage: Eukaryota; Metazoa; Arthropoda; Insecta; Diptera; Culicidae. Gene Ontology annotation, biological process: DNA integration. The coding region runs from base 1 to 3774 and encodes 1257 amino acids.
AUGACACGAUCAGAAUCCAACUCGGAGGUAGUACACCUAUCGAUAACUGGUACGGGUGACAAGAAACGGAUGGAAAUGAUUGCCCAUACAGUGCAGAAUCUUGGUCUUGCUAGUCAGAACUUAAAUUAUGGCGAUCUCGUCAAGAGGUUCCAGCACCUUAAAGGUCUGCCGAUAACCAGUUACAAGAAUGCUGUACCGCGGUUGUUAGUGGGCGUGGACAACUUAAAUUUGACUGUGCCGCUGAACAUGAAAGAAGGUGGAAGAUACGAGCCGGUUGCGGUGAAGACCCGAUUAGGAUGGUGCAUCUACGGAGGAGAAGACCACAGUUCAUCGUCGAAUGUGGUGAAUGUGCACACUUGUUCUUGUGUAGGGGAUCGAGAAUUACAUAAUCUGGUGAAGGAAUACUUUACCGUGGAAGACGUUGGGGCGAAAUCAGAGGUGGCGUUGGAAUCAACAGACGAUCAAAGGGCCCGGAUGAUUCUCCAGGAAACCACAAAAAGGGUAGACGGGCGAUACCAAACAGGGCUUCUGUGGAAGUACGACAGAAUCGAGUUCCCUGAUAGUUUUAAUAUGGCGUUGAAGAGACUCGAAUGCCUCGAGAGGAGGAUGAAUCGUGACCCGAAACUGAAAGAAAACAUCCACCGCCAACUAGUGGAGUAUCAAGCUAAAGGUUACGCAAGGGCAGCAACUCAAGCUGAACUCGAUCGUGCUGAUCCCAGGCGGGUAUGGUAUCUGCCACUGGGAGCAGUAGUUAAUCCCAAAAAACCGGGCAAAGUAAGGCUCAUAUGGGAUGCUGCUGCCAGUGUUGAGGGGAUAUCACUGAAUUCCCUUCUAUUGAAAGGACCAGAUCAGUUGGCGUCGUUGUCGGCGGUUCUGUCAAGAUUUCGGCAGUUCUCGAUUGGCGUUUCAGCCGAUAUAAAAGAAAUGUUUCACCAGAUUGAAAUAUGCGAAACAGAUAGGCAUUCCCAGCGAUUUUUGUGGCGGACAGAUCCCUCCAGGCCGCCUACAAUCUUUCUUAUGAACGUAGCAGCCUUUGGGUCAUCAUCAUCGCCAGCUUCAGCACAAUUUGUAAAAAACAAGAAUGCGGAAGAGUUUGCCGAUCGUUAUCCGAAGGCAGUCCAGGCAAUCGUAGACAACCAUUAUGUAGACGACUACCUGGAUAGUUUCGAGAAUGAAGAGGAAGCGCUACGAGUGUCACAGGAAGUUAGGAUGAUCCACAGCCGAGGAGGAUUCCAGUUAAGAAAUUGGCUCACCAACGGAAAACAGGUUCUGGAAGGUCUGGGAGAAAGCAGCACAGAUGAAACCAAAAAUUUGUUCCUGGACAAAGGAUCGGAAUGCGAACGCGUAUUGGGAAUGCUAUGGAAUACGAGAGAUGAUGUUCUGUGCUAUUCUACUGAACUGAAAGAAGAUAUACAACAACUGAUGGACAGCAACGUACAACCUACCAAAAGACAAAUGUUGAGAUGCCUCAUGAGCUUUUUCGACCCACUGGGUCUACUCAGUGCGGUCUUAGUGCAUGGCAGAAUCCUCCUUCAGGAUGUUUGGCGAGUUGGAACGCAGUGGGAUGAGCCCGUUGGUGACGACAUCUGGAAUCGCUGGAUGAAAUGGAUCAAUGCGGUGAAAACAAUCGACCAAAUUAGAAUACCUCGCUGUUACUUUCGGCAAGCUACCAUGAGUAGCUAUGAAGAACUACAACUCCACAUAUUUGUUGAUGCAAGUGAGCUUGCCUACUCGGCAGUCGCUUACUUCCGAAUAGUAACAGCAAGCACAAUGCCGGAUUGCGCCCUGGUUGCGGCCAAAGCCAAGGUUGCACCCCUGAAACCUCUAUCAGUACCAAGACUAGAACUACAAGCAGCGGUAUUGGGAGCAAGGCUGAUGCGAUUCGUUAUCGACACGCACACGAUAACUACUACGAAACGAUUUCUAUGGAGUGAUUCUUCGACUGUUCUGGCUUGGAUACAUGCAGAUCACCGGCGUUACAAGCAAUUCGUAGCCUGCAGGAUCGGAGAGAUUCUUACGCUGACUGAUGCAGAUGAAUGGAGGUGGGUGCCUACGAAGAUUAAUCCAGCAGAUGCGGCUACAAAGUGGGGUAAAGGACCUUGCAUGCAAGCAGAAAGUGAGUGGUUUAAAGGGCCGGAAUUUCUACGAAGACCCGAGAAGGAAUGGCCCAGUUCGAAGUUCAUCUCUACGACUACUGCAACAGAAGAAGAACUCCGUCCGUGUCACGUUCAUCGUGAGGUCGUUGUACCUGGAUUAGAAAUCGAUUAUCAACGAUUCUCUAAGUGGGAGCGUGUGCUGCGGACUGUGGCUUAUGCCCUGCGAUUCACCAAUAAUCUUAAACUGAAGUGCAGCGGUGUACCAAUACGUCAAGGAAUACUCACCAAGGAGGAACUACAGGAAGCGCAAAUCACACUUUUCCGAUCGGUGCAGUGGCAAGUGUUUCCGGACGAAAUGGCAGCAUUGGCAGCUGAUCGAAGAUCCCCAAUAAAACCAUCAAGCGAUCUUCACUCGUUAUGUCCAUACCUGGAUCAGCAAGGGCUUCUACGAGUGGAUAGUCGUAUUAAAACAGCUAACAAGGUGGCACUAUCUAUGAAGUUCCCCAUCAUACUUCCACCAAAACAUCGGCUGACACUACUACUAAUCGACGAAUACCAUCGUAAAUACCGUCACGCUAAUUUUGAGACUGUUGUUAACGAAGUACGUCAACGCUUCCACGUAUCGCGAUUGCGCCCUACGGUUAAAAAGGUGACCCAAAAUUGCCUGCGGUGCAGAAUCGACAAAGCGAAGCCCUGUAUUCCUCGGAUGGCUCCUCUGCCGCCAGCAAGACUUGCUGCAUAUGUCCGCCCUUUCUCCUACGUAGGACUUGACUUUUUUGGUCCAUUUUUGGUAAAAUUUGGACGAAGCAACGUCAAGAGAUGGAUCGCCUUAUUCACCUGCCUUACGAUACGGGCGGUUCAUGUAGAAGUGGUGUGCAGCUUAACGACAAAUUCCUGCAUUGAAUGUGUACGACGCUUCAUAUGCCGACGAGGAGAUCCCCUGGAGAUCUACUCGGAUAAUGGAACCAAUUUCCGAGGGGCGGCUCGACUGCUGAAUGAACAGAAGAAGGAGAUCUCGAUUAUAAAUGAGAACCUUGCUGGUGCAUUUACAAGUACAACCACGAAAUGGCUGUUCAUCCCUCCCGCAGCACCUCAUAUGGGUGGCGCGUGGGAGCGCAUGGUGCGCUCCGUAAAGACGGCUAUGUUUGCUGCUUAUGACGGCAAUCGAAAACUGACGGACGAAGGAUUGCAAACCCUGGUUAUUGAGGCUGAGUCCAUAGUGAAUAGCCGCCCGUUGACGUAUCUACCUCUGGAAUCUGCGGAGAGUGAGGCUCUUACGCCUAACCAUUUUCUUUUGCCGCUGAAGAACAUCGAAUGUAAGGACUUCGCUGCAGAUACGACAUCGGAAAACCAUAAGCAAACCGCAGCAGCGGUUGAAGCAACAUGGAACGCAACUCAACAGCAUUUGAACACCUACUGGAAACGUUGGAUCAGAGAGUACCUGCCGACGUUGACCAAACGAACCAAGUGGUUUGGUGAACAGAAAGCUAUCGAGGUAGGAGAUCUCGUCUUGGUAAUCGACGGUACUACACGGAACGAAUGGAUCCGCGGGCGUGUCAAGGAAGUAGUUGCUGGGAGUGAUCAACGGAUUCGUCAGGCCAUAGUACAAACUGCGAGGGGGUUGAUGAGAAGGCCUGUGUCCAAAUUGGCGGUCUUGGAGGUGAGAGAGAGUGGCUAA